GUCUUAAAAAAAAAAAAAAUCGUUUAGUCAACAAUAAAAAUAAUAUAAUCCCUUAUAUGCGCACUCAUGAGCUAUACAUUCACACAUCUUCAUAUAAUUUAUUGCUUUAAGAGAUAAAUUUAUGUUCAACUAAUUGCUUCACUUCUACAUUCAUACAUACAUAUGACGUAAUGUCACUAAUUGUCAAACUGAUAACAUUUGGAGCAGUGAUUUUUGGCCUUCAGUAAUUUAUUAGAAACGUUCGGACAUACUUACAUACAUAAAUGGUACAAUAUAUAAAUGAAAUAUUGUGAGUAGUUGAAUUAUACAAAGUUUUUGUUAUACGUGAAUCAGCAAACUGACUAUAUAUUCAUGAAUAUUGUUGAAUUGUUAUCACAACUCUUAUCCUGCCCUUGCCUGUUACUGAUAAAUGAAUAUUGUUGUUCUUUUUUUUUGAUAAUUUACCGCUAUUGGUAAAAAUGUGAAAAAUGAUUGACAAUUGUGGCUCAUAAAGAAUUUGGACCUCGCGCGGUUAUAUUCAUAUUUUAAUUUUAUAAUAAUGCAACUCCGGAUUUUAAUUUUAUUUGUGUUGGUGAUCGGGUUUGAAAAAUCUUACUCACAGAGUGAUUCGAAAUUGGAUCCACGUAUCAUAAAUGGCGUAGUGGCACCUGUAUCGAGCACCAAAUUUCAAGUAUCUAUACGACUGAAAACAUACGAUCGGAUAUUUGGAAAUGGACACAUCUGUGGUGGUUCAUUAAUCGGAUCAAAUAAAGUGGUAACGGCAGCACAUUGUUUAUAUAACUCAGAUAAAAAGCGUUAUCGAAAGGCGAGCGAAUUUGUAGUUGUAAUGGGCACGCAAAAUCGUUUUCAACAAGUCAAUGGUACAAUUGUUUCAGAUGUCAGUUCGAUUGCUUAUACGAACUCCUUUAGUUUGGAUACAAUGCGUGAUGAUGUUGGUUUGAUGUUCUUAAAGACAGGAUUACCAGCGAAUAAAACCCAUUUGACUAUAUCACCGAUUGUACUGAGUAAUUCCUCAGUUGCGGCGGGCAGUCAAUGCCAGGUGUCCGGUUGGGGUAAAACUUCAACGGGCGUGCUAUCAACCGAAUUGAUGAUGGCUAAUGUAAGCAUUAUACAACAAAGCAUUUGUAGGGCCUCAUAUGGAAGCGGUCUUGUUGAAGGCAUGUUAUGUGCCGGUUACUUAACGGGUGGCACCGACUCGUGUCAAGGUGACUCCGGUGGUCCGCUGGUUUGUAACGACGAGCUGGUCGGUAUUGUGUCAUGGGGCAAUGGUUGUGCGCAACGUGGAUUCCCUGGUGUUUACACAAAUGUUAGCUACUAUCGUAAUUGGAUUGCAAGCCGUAAUUCUUCAGCACCAGUGGGUUUUAAAUUUGGUUUCAUAUCAUUAGGCUUUACAUUAGCUAUGGGUUAUUUAUUUUAAUGGUAAUAAUAAACGACUUUAUUUUUGUAAAUACAUA
This is a messenger RNA of Bactrocera tryoni, 1454 nucleotides long. Its product is annotated as trypsin alpha-3. Gene Ontology annotation, molecular function: serine-type endopeptidase activity. The record is from RefSeq and is a predicted model, not a curated record. The coding region runs from base 539 to 1417 and encodes 292 amino acids. Lineage: Eukaryota; Metazoa; Arthropoda; Insecta; Diptera; Tephritidae. The transcript has 4 exons. Gene Ontology annotation, biological process: proteolysis.